Messenger RNA from Peromyscus leucopus (white-footed mouse), 1730 nucleotides. Its product is annotated as tRNA N(3)-methylcytidine methyltransferase METTL6-like. The record is from RefSeq and is a predicted model, not a curated record. Lineage: Eukaryota; Metazoa; Chordata; Mammalia; Rodentia; Cricetidae.
AUGGUUCAGAUAUCUAAAACACAAGUAAAAGAUGGGUGUGCUGGUAUAGCAGGUGCCUGUGUUCGAGAUCAGGAUACAGUGAAACAAGCGAACCCCAGAGCCUUGCCGGUUAGGGAAGACAUCAGGGGCCAGCCACACAGCCACACAGCAAGCCAUGGAAUAAGACAAAAUCCUCUAUGUAACACAGAGAGAUGCAAAAUAUUCCAGUGUGACCUCACUAGAGAGGACCUCCUUGACCAUAUCCCACCAGAGUCUGUGGAUGCCACCACAUUGAUCUUUGUGCUCUCAGCUGUUCACCCUGAGAAGACACACCUUGUCUUACUAAAUGUGUACAAGGUACUAAAACCAGGCAGAAGUGUCUUGUUCCGUGACCAUGGGCUGCAUGACCAUUCCAUGCUUAGGUUUAAAGCUGGAAGCAAACUUGGAGAAAAUUUUUAUGUCAGACAAGAUGGAACCAGAUCCUAUUUUUUUACUGAUCAAUUCCUGGUGUAGCUCUUUGUGGACGCAGGUUAUGAAGAAGUGGCGAAUGAGUCUGUGUUUCAAGAAACAGUGAAUAAAAAGGAAGGCCUGUGUGUGCCACGAGUUUUCCUUCAGAGCAAGUUCCGGAAGCCUCCACAGGACCCAGACCCCACCCCUGACUCUGCUUCACUUGGAAGAGAAGAGUUUUAAACUAACAUAGAGUUUUUUAUUCUGAAUUUUUAAAAUUAUAUGUGUAAUUUUUUGUAUUGAAAACAAAUGGGGACUAGGGAGAUGGCUUAGCAGUUAAAGUGUUAGCUGCACAAGCCUGACCACCCAAGUGUGACCCCAGGAAUCUGUCUAGGAAAACAGAGAUGGGGACUGGAGAGAUGGCUCAGUGGUGAAGAGCAUUGGCUGCUCUUGCAGAUCACCUGGGUUGAUUUCCAGCACCCACAUGGCAGCUUACAGCCAUCUCUAACUCCAGUCCCAGGGGAUGGAUGGGAAUGGAAUGCCCUGUGCUGGCCUCUUCGGGUGGUAGACAGACAUACAUGCAGACAAAACACCCAAAUUAAAGAAAAAGCAUCCAAUUUUGGCAGUUUGAAUCCAUAAUCCCAGCACUCCUACCUCAAGAGAAGCAGAGAGAAGAAUCAUCUGGAAGCUCCAGGACCAGCCCACCAGGCAUGUGCCAGAGAAGAGACACGAGACCUGGCCUCAGAAAGUGGAGGGUGAGAACCAACUCCUGGGACUUGUUCUCUGACCUCCAUAUGUGCACAAAUGAAUAAAUGAACAGUGAGUGCAUGUGUGUGUGCACACAGAAAAACAAAAGUGUAAGUCAGUCUUGAAAGUCAAGUUCUGUGGUUUAUCUGUGUCGUACAAUUCUCUUUCCACAAAGGAAAGCAAGAAGCCAAGCAUGCAGAUACACAAAAUCGGUGUGCAAAUCAAGCAUUUGAUAAUAAAUGCAUUAAAGACAAUUCUUUAGUCUUACCAUUUAAAAAACAAACAAACAAACAAAAACCUCUCAUGUUGUUUGUGUACUCUGAUCAUAGUCAUGCUUUGUCACUGGCCUCAUAUUCAAUUUCCUUGGUCCACAAUGUUCAUGAUCCUGCUCUUCUCUGCCCCAGCACAGCUGGAGCAAUAAAAUCUUUUCAUUUAGUAGAAAGUGAUCACAAGAGAAAAGGAUGAGAUGGAGAAAGAGAGGGCAAUGGAAUACAUGUGACUUGACAGUGGCAGGCAGGAUGGGAGACUAAUUGGAGAGAGAGAAGGGACUAAGAGGA